Messenger RNA from Lecanosticta acicola, 1290 nucleotides. The record is from the annotation of a GenBank genome assembly. NCBI's taxonomy places the organism in Eukaryota, Fungi, Ascomycota, Dothideomycetes, Mycosphaerellales, Mycosphaerellaceae.
AUGGCCAACGUCAAUAUUCGUCGCGAUGUCGCCGACCCCUUCUACCGUUACAAGAUGGAGCGUCUCCAAGCCAAGGUCGAAGGCAAGGGCAACGGCAUCAAGACCGUCGUCGUCAACCUGAGCAACGUCGCUCAUCAGCUUGCUCGGCCUCCGAACUAUGUCAUCAAGUACUUCGGAUUCGAACUUGGUGCUCAGACCAAUGUCGACCCAAAGGACGACCGUUGGAUCAUCAACGGGUCUCAUGAGGCAAGCAAGCUCCAGGACUACCUCGAUGGCUUUAUCAACAAGUUUGUCCUCUGCAAGGACUGCAAGAACCCCGAGACCGUCGUCAAUAUCAAGGAUGGUGAAAUUCUCCUGGACUGCAAGGCUUGCGGCAAGAUCACCAAGUCCGACAUGCGCCACAAGCUUGCCUCCUUUAUCAUGAAGGACGCGCCCAAGAAGGGCAAGAAGGACAAGUCCACAAAGAAGGCCGACCGCAAGGCCCGCAAGGAAGCCGAGCGCAAUGGCACUGCUGGUGAUGAUGCCAACGGCAACGGUGCUAGCCCAGGAGACAGCGGCUCUGACCAGGGCGCUGAUGACGAAAAUGGCGAUGGUGCCGCGGACGGGGGUAGUGACGAUGAACUCACUCGCAAGAUCAACGAGCAGGCCAAGGAGCUCAAUGAGCCGGAGAUUCAGGAGAAGGAGGUCGAAUGGUCUGUCGACAUGUCCGAGGAGGCCAUCAAGGCUCGUGCCAAGGCUUUGCCAGACGACCUCAAGGGUGCUCUGGUGCUUGAGAACGGCGACGACGAGGACGACGGCCCUAACUCCUACGACGAGCUCGGCAAGUGGAUCGAGGAAAAAGCCAAGGAGGAAGCUGGCGUCGCCAAGGUCAAGGACGUCGAUAUCUACCUCAAGGCCAAGGAACUCGGCAUUGAGUCGAAGCACCGCACCCCCGCGGUUUUGGCCCAGACCAUCUUCGACAGCAACGUUCUCAAGCAGGUUACCCAACGAGCUGCUAUGCUGAAGAAGAUGAUCACAUCCGAACGCCACGAGAAGGCCUUCCUCGGUGGUAUUGAGCGCUUCGUUGGUAUCGAGAAGCCGGAACUCAUUCCUAUCGUCAGCGGUAUCUUGGUACAGGUCUACCAGAAUGACAUUGUCAGCGAGGAGACCCUCAAGGCCUGGGGCGCCAAGGCUAGCAAGAAGUACGUCGACCUCCAGACUUCCCGCAAGGUUCGCAAGAGCGCCGAGAAGUUCCUGGAGUGGCUCGAGAAUGCCGACGAGGAGGAUGAGUCGGAUGAGGACGAUGAGUAG